AUGCUUGCUUUCUUUCUUUCAGGUAAGGCUGAGGAUCCCGGAGUGGUAGGAAUGGAGUUACCCGUUGCUCGCAACAUCAAGAUCAGUAACAUCACCUGCGACUCCUUUAAGAUCUGCUGGGAUAUGGACCCUCACACCACAGAGAAGAUCACACAUUACUUCAUUGACCUUAACAAGAAGGAGAACAAGAACUCCAACAAAUUCAAACACAAGGAUGUGCCUACGAAGCUUGUUGCUAAGGCAGUCCCAUUGCCCAUGACAGUGCGAGGCCAUUGGUUCCUGAGUCCACGGACAGAAUAUACAGUUGCUGUGCAAAUAGCAUCCAAACAGACUGAUGGAGAUUACGCUGUAUCAGAAUGGAGUGACAUUGUUGAAUUUUGUACAGCAGAUUAUUCCUCGGUGCAUUUGACGCAGCUGUUGCAGAAGGCUGAAGUCAUUGCUGGCAGGAUGCUCAAGUUCUCCGUCUUUUACCGGAAUCAGCAUGAGGAAUACUUCCAACACUGCAGAGAUGUUCUUGGCAGUCGAAUGAUACCCUCGGUAAAGGAUAACAGCGGUAGUCACGGUUCACCUCUCAGCGGUAAACUGGAGGGGAUCUUCUUCAGCUGCAACACUGAGUUUAACACCGGUCAGCCGCCCCAGGAUUCCCCAUACGGCCGCUUCCGCUUCCAGAUACCUGCAGAGGUUCUGUUCACCCCUGAUACGCGCCUCUACUUCGGGGACUUCUACUGCAUGUACACUGCUUAUCAUUAUGUUAUCCUUGUCCUGGCUCCGCGGGGCUCGCACGGAGACCUUUACUGCAGAGAUCGCCUUCCGGAGCUGGAUGUGACGAACAACCGCUUUCUGACACGUGUCUGCGGGGAGGAUGGGCAGGUGGUGUUUCAGCAUGCGCAGGAUGUGAUUCUGGAGCUGAUUUAUACUGAGCCGGUGCCGCUGGCACAGGGGACUGUCUCUCAGAUCAGCGGCCACCAGUUGAUGAGCUUGUCAACUGUGAAUGCUAAGAAAGACCCCAGCUGCAAGACCUGCAACAUCAGCGUUGGGCGCUAACUUGGGCGAACAUUCACACAGACGCAGUUGUGCAUAUAACAAGAAGGCCUCCUGAACAACCUUUGAAUGCUACGUUACAAAACAAGAUACAGAUGAACUCCAAGACAAAUGGCCCCAGAAUCCUUCAGAUAUACUCAAACCCCUUUGGGGGGGCCUCACAGACCCCCAGCUAAUGCUAGAAAAUUAUAUCUUUGCUCAAUGAACUGAGAAGU
This is a messenger RNA of Sinocyclocheilus rhinocerous, 1256 nucleotides long. Its product is annotated as phytanoyl-CoA hydroxylase-interacting protein-like. NCBI's taxonomy places the organism in Eukaryota, Metazoa, Chordata, Actinopteri, Cypriniformes, Cyprinidae. Bases 1 to 1044 code for a protein of 347 amino acids. The record is from RefSeq and is a predicted model, not a curated record. The transcript has 4 exons. Gene Ontology annotation, molecular function: protein binding. Gene Ontology annotation, cellular component: cytoplasm.